Brenthis ino (lesser marbled fritillary) is the source of this 660-nucleotide messenger RNA. The record is from the annotation of a GenBank genome assembly. NCBI's taxonomy places the organism in Eukaryota, Metazoa, Arthropoda, Insecta, Lepidoptera, Nymphalidae.
AUGAUAUUCACCGGCGGGGGGGCGCGUCGACGCACCUCGCCCGCGCCGCGCUCGCGCCCUCCCGCUUACCAGCGUUUACAUGCUGAAAAUGGGCGCCACAUUAGUAAACAAAAUGUAAAUAAACAAAGUUCAAAUAACAACCCACUUUGUAAUUUUGGCGAUGUGUCGAGACAACGUUUCGACAGACGAGCAAUGUCUACUUGGUUACGGUGGCUGCCGGGCGUGGGUGGCGGGCGCGGACGCGAACGAGGCGACGGCGAGCCUGAGGUGCGACGCUCCCGCGCCAAGCGCAUUACUCAGCGAAGAGGCGCUAUCAAACAACAUAAGAUUCAUGAAGUUAAUGGACAUCGCUUCGUAGCAAAAUUUUUUCGGCAGCCGACAUUUUGUGCCUUCUGUAAGGAGUUCUUAUGGGGUUUUGGAAAGCAAGGCUACCGAUGCGUCGUUUGUCAAACGGCGGUUCAUAAAAGAUGUCAUAGCAAGUUGUUGGGAAAAUGUCCUGGUUCCACCGCAUAUUCGGAUGCCACUGAGUACCUUCGAGAACGGUUCAAAGUUGACGUUCCGCAUCGCUUUCGUCCACAUCAGUUUAUGUCUCCAACAUUUUGCGACCACUGCGGAGGACUCUUAUACGGUUUCUUCAAGCAAGGAUUAAAAUGUGAAGAC